Anoplopoma fimbria (sablefish) is the source of this 4569-nucleotide messenger RNA. RefSeq names its product protein disulfide-isomerase TMX3-like. Gene Ontology annotation, molecular function: protein disulfide isomerase activity. Gene Ontology annotation, cellular component: endoplasmic reticulum. The transcript is spliced from 16 exons. The record is from RefSeq and is a predicted model, not a curated record. Bases 172 to 1608 code for a protein of 478 amino acids. Lineage: Eukaryota; Metazoa; Chordata; Actinopteri; Perciformes; Anoplopomatidae. Gene Ontology annotation, biological process: peptidyl-cysteine oxidation.
GAAGAAGAAGAAGAAGAAGAAGAAGAAGAAGAAGAAGAAGAAGAAGAAGCAGAAGCAGAAGAAGAAGAAGAAGAAGAAGAAGAAGAAGAAGCAGCAGAAGAAGAAGCAGAAGAAGAAGAAGAAGAAGAAGAAGAAGCAGCAGCCUCUGGGCGUCUGCGUCACCUCCCGCGCAUGCGCACACCGGCUCGCUUUAGCAGCUGUAUUUCCUGCUUGCUGUUUCCACUCGAAGCGAUGGCAGAAGUGAAAGCUUCCCUGAUUUGCGGCGUUGUAGCAGCUUUCCUGGCCUCAGCAGUGCUUGCAUUUGUGGAGGAUUUAGAUGACACAUUUAAAGACACCAGAGUGGACGAUAUCUGGCUGGUUGAUUUCUAUGCUCCGUGGUGCGGCUACUGUAAAAAACUCGAGCCAGUAUGGCACGACGUGGGAGUGGAGCUGAAGAGCUCCGGGUCGCCGGUCCGCGUGGGAAAGAUGGAUGCCACCGCUUACUCUGGAAUGUCGUCAGAGUUCGGUGUUCGUGGAUACCCCACAAUAAAACUGUUAAAGGGGGAUCUUGCCUAUAACUACAAAGGACCACGGACAAAAGAUGACAUCAUAGAGUUUGCCAACAGGGUGGCAGGACCGGCCGUCAGGGCGCUUCCCAGCAAGCAGAUGUUCGAGCACAUGAUGAAACGACACAAUGUGCUUUUUGUGUAUGUCGGUGGGGAGUCUCCCCUCAAAGAGAAGUACAACGACGUCGCCUCUGAGCUCAUCGUCUACACUUAUUUCUUCUCGGCACCAGAGGAAGUCUUUCCAGAGUCAGUAACUUUGCCAGAGCUUCCUGCCGUUGUGGUCUUUAAAGAUGGGGCCUACUUUACCUAUGAUGAGUACACGGACGCUAGUUUGUCUUCAUGGGUGAACAAGGAGCGCUUCCAAGGAUACCUCCAGAUUGAUGGCUUUACACUCUAUGAGCUCGGAGAAACAGGCAAAUUGGUAGCGAUUGCAGUCAUCGACGAGAAGGACCCCACAGAGGAGAGUGGCAGAUUAAAGACCUUGAUUCAGAGGGUGGCGAAGGAAUACAGAGAACAUUUUAACAGAGACUUCCAGUUUGGCCACAUGGAUGGGAACGACUACAUUAACAGCCUCAUUAUGGGGGAGGUGACGGUGCCCUCCGUUAUCAUCCUCAACACAUCCAACGAGCAGUACUUCCUGCCCAGUGAGCCGAUUGAGACCAUGGAGCAGCUGGUCCAAUUCAUCAACGGCGUUUUGAACGGUUCUGAACAGGCUAACGGAGGGGAUGGCUUCAUUCAGAGGAUCAAACGUGUGGCCUUUGAUGCCAGAUCCACAAUAAUGUCGGUGUUUCGCAGCUCUCCACUUCUGGGCUGCUUCCUCUUCGGCCUACCGCUGGGUGUAAUUAGCCUGAUGUGCUACGGCAUCUGCACAGCUGAGUCGGAUGACGGCUCCGAUGAGAUGGAUGCGCUCAAGAGGGAGGGCCUGACUGACGAGGAGGAAGACGAGGAGGAGGACGAGGAGGAGGAGAGGCAACGCGCCAAUGAGCUGGAGGGCCCCGAAGAGGGCGAGAACGAGGAAGACGACGUCGGAGAGAAGGAUCCCGAAGAGAAGAAGACCGAUUAACGCAGGUGCUCCCACCGGAUUGAGGAUGAUAGGGCCUAGUGACAUGAAACUCAAAGACAUAUCGAUGUAUUACUACUCUGCUUCUUUGUCUUUCAUAUCACUUCCCCACUCAAAGCCCCUGUAGCGCAGACUCUUCUCCCAUCUUUGAGUUCUGUGUUAAAGGUCGGCUGCUCAGUGAAGCCGUCGAAUCAUGUUUCAAGCUAACAGCCUUUUAGUGAUGGCGUGUAAACACACAAAAGAAGAAGAGGGGUGGCUGUGAACCAAACAAACCUCUUAUUUAUUAAGAUUCGACCAACCACUGGUUUAUUCCAUGUGAUGUGUGACGCUUUCUCUCGUUGUUUUGUAACUACUAAAAUGCUCCCGUUUCUAUCCCAAUCUUUUUUCUUUUUUCUUUUUGAUUCCUAGAAUAGUAGAAACCUUCCUUCAAAACUGACAGGAAUAAACCGAGACAUUUUUUUCCCCCUCUAUCCCCAAACUUAAAGUCAAGGCUUAUUGUAAUUGGCGUGUGUAGAAAGCAAGAGAAAGUGCCCGAGAAGGAAAAUCUGCCAUAAAUGAACUGUGCUUUUUCUAUUGUACGUUUAUUGCCUGAAAAUAUUUCUUCUUCUUCUCCUUCUUCUUCUUCUUCUUCUUGUUCUAGGGGAGCAAAUUGCCGAGACAGUCGCGCAUUUCUAGUUAUUGCCAGCCACCUGUUGGUGUCCAAUAAUGAGCAGAGUAAAUGAAAAGAAGCUUGAGUAAUAAUUGGUAUCAGUCUGUCUGUUACUGGCAUAUGGCAAAUGCACACGCUCAAAAUUCUAAGUAUAGAUGGGUUGUACCUGUAUAGCAGACAUCCAUAACAUGCAUCAGUAGUCCCCGCUGCUUUUAACAAGUCGUAGUCUUCAGAUAGACCGGCUCUGUCUCUUUCCAUAUUUCAAUCUGUCUUCCAUCACUGGUUGCCAUAUUGAAUUCAGUAGGCAGGUUGAAGUUUAAAUCCCGAUGCACUGAGACGUACACUGAGCGCACAAAAUAUCAAGUCCUGUCUUCCUGCUACUUAGUUUCACCCCCUUUUUUUUUUACUGCCAUAAUCCACUAUUGUUUGUUUUUCCUCGAGGCCAUAUCUAUCCUAUUUUCAUACUCUCAUGACUAGUGAGAGUAUGCAGUAGCUGAAAUCAAGUAAGGGUUGUGGCUUCCUUUUGGAUUUAAGUUGCCAGUCUGUUACAUUCAAAUAAAACAAGUGCUCCUAAAAUCUGCUACACCCAGUGUAAUACAAUCUUUAUGAAAAAUGCACAGUAGAGUGCAACUGCUUGGAUUUGGGGCUUUUCUGGCAGUGAGGCAUUUUAAAGCACCUGAGAUCUUUUCUUACAAAUGAAAUGUCUGUGACUAAAGAAGGAAAAAAUAAAGGAGAACCUGUUAGCAUUCAGAAACUUGGGUUGUAAUAUACAUGGAUGUUUCCAUGGAAACAAAAGCACAUUUUUCAACAACUGUCGUAUGUUGCUUAGUAAUGAUUGGUGCAUUGAAAUUUAAUCAUCUUUUUUUCACAAUACAGCUGUGUCCACUUCAAGAGAGUAAAAAACAAAUACUGAAUAAUGUGACAAAAUUGUGUUAAAUAACCAGGAUUGAGGAUACAAGUGUAAAUCAUGUUGGAAACCAUCACUCAAAACUUUGACAAUUCAGGAAAAUGCGCGUAUUCACUUUCUGACCAAGUCUUGGAUGAGAAAGUUGAUAAUACUCUUAUGUCUGAAGGGAAAAUAGGAAGCCAGGGCCAGCAGCUUGUUAGCUUAGCUUAGCACAAAGAAUGGAAACAGUGGGGAAACAGCUAGCACGGUUCAGUCAAAACAUGAUAGUAUCACCCGAAAAACACUUCUAAAGCUGAUUUAUUAAAAGGUUUUUAUCUCUUUUGUUAAAUCUGUAAAAGUAGUGAAGUAAAGUAGCUUUCAGGAAGUCUUCUCUGGUUGCCUGGAAACCUAACGGUGAAGCCUCCAGGAAGUCGUUUGUCACAUAACCCCGCAGUAAAACCACAACAUGUUUUUACUCAUUCUUGUAUGGAUUAAACAAACAAUAUAAAUCUUGUCCAUUAGAGAGCUUUAGAGGUGACGGUAUGCAUUUUUUUUCGCCAUUGACAGAGCUAGGCUAGCGAUAUCCCCCUGCAGCCAGUCUUUAUGCUAAGCUAAGCUAAUCGGCCGCUGACCCUUGUUUCAUAUUUACCAUGCCAUGCAAUAAAUUCCCGGCGAGAAAAGCUAACGGGGCAUACUUCCCAAAUGUACAAGCUGUUCCUUUUUAGAGUGGAGCACUGGAUUAUUAUUCGCUCUGCAUUUGUUUUACAUUAUUCAUCCGAAACAUUCCUGCAUUAUAUUUAACGUACCGAGCUGGGGAAGUAAUUAAAAAGUCUGAAAUGAGCAAUGACAGCUUCUGUAACAGGCUUUCUCUCAAGGGAACUUCAACACAUGGUGAUGAAUGAGCAUUAGGUUCAUCCUUGACCUUGGGAAGAGUAGCAAGAAUUCUGCGUCCACCAACUUUGACUUGUCUUUCAAUCGCAUCUAACGUCACGACAACUGAGCUAAAUACAAAUCUACUCAGUGAUACUUUUGAAUAGUAAUGAAUGUUUUGAGCAGUUUAUGCUAUUAUUGCUAAUAUAAUUAAAGGUGAUCCUCAAUCUCCCCCCCCCCUCUCCCAUUCUUAAAAAGUGUAAUAGUGAGUAAUACGAUCGCUUCAGAUUCUCCAUUUCAUCGUGCUUCAGUAGCUCAGUUAAUCUUGUAACUUGAUCGACUUAGGCUCCUCAACCUAAGCACACCUGCUGUGUUUUUUCUUAAUAUUCAGAGGUUAUCUGUAUUAUUACUGUGAAGCUGCACUAAAGGAAACCAUGCCCUCGCCUUGCCUUCUGGUCCUUGUAGUUGCCUACCAUUCUCUGCCAAACUUCUCUCUUUUGGGUUUGAAUUGAGAUUGUCACACUUUAUUACAGGUUUAAAAAGAUUGAAAUAAAGAUUG